AUGCUUUAUCUCUGUGUCCUUCUGAUACAAUCCGUAUGCGAUAUGAAUACAUUAUUCACACGUCGAAAUGUUGAAUUUCCAACUCAAAGUGGUGCUCUUUUACGAGGUUGGCUUUAUGAACCGAUUUCAAAACUUGAUGAUAAACAACGAUAUCCAGCUAUCGUGAUGACUCAUGGUUAUGGUGCUGUCAAAGAGUUAUACAUCGAUUUGUAUGCAGAACGAUUUGUUCAAUCGAAUUUUGUUGUGCUUCUGUAUGACCAUGAAAAUCUUGGUGAAAGCGAAGGUGUGCCGCGACAGGAAAUCGAUCCAAACAAACAAAUCCAGGGUUAUAGUUCAGCAAUCACUUAUUUACAAUCGUUAACCGACCUUGUUGAUCCUGACCGAAUCGGUAUAUGGGGUACAAGUUAUAGUGCCGGGCAUGUUUUAGUCGUUAGUGCGAAAGAUAAACGUGUGAAAUGCGUUGUUUCACAAAUGCCUUCGAUCAGUGGACGACGUAAUUUAAAACGACGUUACAAAAGCGAGGAAGACUAUCAAAGAUUAUUGAAAGCAUUGGAACGAGAUCGAAAACAGAUAGCAGAAGGCGGUGCACCAAGAAUCGUUCCGAUCAUUCGGCCAGAAGAACAAGCGGAUUGGUGGAAUUUCUUCGAUGUUGGCCAUGCUGAUCAAAAAGAUGCAUGGCGAUACAAAAACUGGAAAAAUGAACAAACAUUGCGUAGUGUUGAACUAUACGGUCAAUACGAUCCCGAAGAUUCAAUAGAAAAUCGUUCCUCAUGUCCUCUAUUAAUGCUGGUUGCUGAUCACGAUACAGUAACAUUUACUGAAGAUGAAACCGAAUUAUUCGAAAAGCGGAUCGAUGAACCAAAGAAAUUGGUGAAAUUUCCUGGUGAUCAUUUCUCUGCAUACAAAGCGCAAUUUGAAUUGACUGCAAAUGAAGCAAAUGAUUGGUUUAAAAGAUAUUUGCAAUAA
Adineta ricciae is the source of this 966-nucleotide messenger RNA. NCBI's taxonomy places the organism in Eukaryota, Metazoa, Rotifera, Eurotatoria, Adinetida, Adinetidae. The record is from the annotation of a GenBank genome assembly.